AUGUUAGCUAUUAAAAUAAUCUUAAUUGUUCUUCAUUUUAUUUUGUAUAGUGUUAUUCAAUUACCAAGUGGUUCAUUUAAAUCACCAGCUGAAGCAGCUGAAAGUUAUUUAGAAAAAUUAGAAAAAGGUGGUGCCAAAAAAACUCGUCCAUUUCAAGUUGAUCUAGUCAGUUAUAGUCCAUCAAUAACAAAUUCUAAAACAGUUCAUGUUCUAUCUCAUUCGGAAUAUCCAGCAUCAUCAUUUGCAUUUGCUGAACAAUCUAAUAGUCAAAUGCUUGUUGCUGAUAAUACAUUUAUUGCAUUAAUGAAUAAAUUAAAAACAUUACGUGCAUUUGAAACACGUUUACCAAAAAUGGAAGCACGUGGUACACGAUUAGAAUAUCAAGAUUUUGUUAUUAAUCUUGGAACUGUUAGUCAAUCACAAACAACCAAAGGAUUAGUUCUUGAGGUCGCAUAUGUUCCAAUGGAUGAAACUCGUGAUGGUUAUUGUUUAAUUCAAGAAUUUUUACAAUCAUUUCUUAAUAUGCCAAAACAAAUGAUACAAAAAUUAAUCACUGAACAAUUAAGUCAUUGGAUACGAUCACUUAAAGAUAAAAAAGAUGCAGAAUAUACACCAUCCAUAACUUUAUUGCAAUAUAUGGAUAUUCUCAUUCAUAUGAGAAAACAACCUAAUGAAUAA
Molecule: messenger RNA, 678 nt
Organism: Adineta steineri
Lineage: Eukaryota; Metazoa; Rotifera; Eurotatoria; Adinetida; Adinetidae
Source: the annotation of a GenBank genome assembly